GUACUCCCCCGGAAGUGUGCGUGUUUGUUUUCCUUCCGCAGCCCCAGCUGGUCACCAUGGUGCUCACGGAGCUUCCUCUGGACCUGGAGGUUCUGCUCCGGCAGCUGGACCUCCAGGAGGACCCGCUGUUCAGGGAGGAAGGCCUGUGUGUGGUGGGGAUCUUCGGUAAGAGCAACAUGCAGCCCGGUCCGCCCAAAGAGUCCGUCACCAACAGCCUGGCGGAGCAGCACGUGUUCUCUCUGUUCGGGGGGCCGGAGGACGGCGGCACCGCGCACAGCCUGGUCCAGGUGCUCUACCAGCAGGACAACCGGGUCCUCUACCUGCUGCUGAGCUCCGUGUGCGACACCCGGCAGCUGCUGAGAGCCUGCGAGUCUCUGAGCACCGGGACCACCACCCACUCCGACGCGCAGGACUACUGGAAGAGUCUGGACCGGCAGCACUGCCUCCACCUGCUCUACCUGUUCUCCGUGUGCCACGUGCUGCUGCUGGUGCACCCGAACCAGACCUUCGAUGUGACCUACGACCGGCUCUUCAGGGCUCUGGACGCGCUGCGGCAGAAGGUCCUGCCUCUGAUCCGGACCGCCAUCAAGGACAGCCCGGUGUCCAAGGAGUGGAAGGUGAACUGUAGACCCUGUCCCCCGAGGCUGCUCUUCGUCUUCCAGAUGAACGGAUCGCUCAAGGUUUCUUCAAACGGCUCUGAGUCUGGAGGAAACCCCGACAAGCCCAAGAAGCACUCUCCCAGGAGACGUCUGCAGCACGCCCUGGAGGACCAGAUCUACCGCAUCUUCCGUAAGAGCCGAGUCCUGACCAACCAGAGCAGCAACUGCCUGUUCACCGUGCCCGCCAACCAGGCGUUCGUGUACGUGAUCCCGUCUGUGGACGAGGACCCCGUGGGCUCCCUGCUCAGUCAGCUGCGGUCCAACUGCGUCUUGUGCGAACCGGACAACACCCCGGUGGUGACGGGGCCGCGGCGCUAUCAGCAGAUGCGGCGUUCGGCUCGGCAGGCCGGCUUCGGCGGCGACCCGGCCAGCGUGCUGAUGGGCGGUCAGCUGGUGGACUGCAGCCUGAAGGAGUUCCUCUGGCAGCACGUCGAGCUGGUGCUCACUAAGAAAGGCUUCGACGACAGCGUCGGCCGCAACCCGCAGCCGUCACACUUUGAGCUGCCCACCUACUCCAAAUGGGUCCAGAUCGCCUCCCGACUCCACCAGGUCCUGAUCAGCAACACAGACGAAGAGAUAGCGGAGCUAGCCACCAAAGUGCAAGCCCAGCUGAAGGGUCUGGAGGGUUUUCUGGACGCUGACGCAAAGUUCUCUGAGAACCGGUGUCAGAAAGCUCUGCCGCUGGCUCACAGCGCUUACCAGUCCAACCUCCCUCACAACUACACCACCACGGUGCACAAGAACCAGCUGGCGCAGGCGCUGCGGGUGUACAGCCAGCACGCCCGCGGCGUGGCUUUCCAGCGCUACGCUCUGCAGCUUCACGAGGACUGCUACAAGUUCUGGAGCAACGGCCACCAGCUGUGUGAAGAGCGAAGCCUGACGGACCAACACUGUGUUCACAAGUUCCACCUGCUGCCUCAGUCAGGAGAGAAGCCGGACAUGGAUCGUAACCCCCCCAUCCUGAACCACAACAGCAGGGGGCGCUCCACCAGCUCCUGUAACUGUGGCAGGAAACAGGCUCCUCGUGAGGAUCCGUUUGACAUCCAGGCUGCUAAUUAUGACUUCUACCAGAUGCUGGAGGAGAAAUGCUGCGGGAAGCUGGAGCGGAUCGAGUUCCCCGUGUUCCAGCCCAGCACUCCUGACCCGGCGCCGGCCAGCGAACAAGCUCGGAGACUCCCGAGCGAGGCGUCGGGGUCCGGCGAGGCAGAGAGGCUGAAGGAGCCGAGCACCGCUCAGAGCCACACGCCUGGAGACACCAGCCUCAGCCUGGCGCUCAGUCUGGGUCAGUCCACGGACAGCCUGGGGGCCUACGGGGAGGGAGACGGAACCGAGACACAAGUCCAGCCGAAGAGGCCGAGCCUCGUGGACCGGCAGCCCUCCACCGUGGAGUACCUCCCGGGCAUGAUGCACUCCGGCUGCCCUAAGGGCCUGCUGCCCAAGUUCUCCAGCUGGGCGCUGCUCAAACUGGGCCCGGCCAAGUCCUACAACUGCCACACCGGUCUGGAACACCCGGGUUUCAUACCCGGCUCCUCCUUCCUCCUGCCGUGGGACUUGGUGAUCCGCUCCCGGUCGGAGGAGGACGCGGGACUGACGGAGCCGUUGGACGGAAGCACCUCCUCGUGGCCGGCGCCCAACAAGAGCCUGGUGGGGAAGCGAGGGAGCACCGGAGGGCUCGGUAGGAGCCGCAGGAGGGACGACAUGGCUCGGAUCUUCGUGGGGUUCGAGUACGAAGACAUCAGGGGGAGACGCUUCAUCAGCUGCGGGCCGGAUAAGAUAGUGAAGGUGCUGGGGCCGGGCGGCGCCAAAGACCCCGCCACCAGGGUGCUGAACACCGACAUGCCGCUGUACAUCCCGUCACCUUCACAGGGACGCGGCCUCAAGUCUCACUACGCCCAGCUCACUCGUCUUUUUAUAGUGGUGCCGGACGCCCCGCUGGAUGUUACCCUCAACCCACAGGUGCAGCCCGGUCCUCCUCCCUGCCCACUCUUCCACCCGGAGAAGACAGAUCUAGUGUUGGCUCCCGACGGUUUUUGGGUUCUGCGGUUCCCGUAUUCCUUCUCGACAGACCGCGGUCCCUGUUACCCCCCCAAAGAGAACCAACCGCUCAACCAUUACAAGGUGCUGCGGGGCAUCCUGAAGGCCACAACUGCCAACCCGCCGCCGCCGCAGUGAACUCUCACAGUAACGAAGGACUUCUUAUUUAUUUACACCUCCUGAUUUAUGAGUUUAAAACAUCAACUUAAACAUCAUUUUUUAAGACAUUAUGCUCCGAUUAUUGACUCCUCGCAGCGGGUAAACGGAGAGCCCGUUUCAAAGACAACUGCUGAAAAGUAAUAAUUUGAAUUUAUAUAAUUUGAUUGAUAUAAAUGAUGGGCUGCUGUCAUCUUCCUCUAUGAUCUUUAUGUAUUAGAAGACGCAACACAUUAACAGAAUAACCACUUUAUAAUCAAUAAUGUUUGAUAUUUCACCCACCAGACAGCAACAGUAGGUUUAUAAUACAACCUGUUUAUUUACAGUGUCAUUUUUUGUUUUAUGAAUCGUGUACCAAUAAAAUCCUUAUCGGUUC
Molecule: messenger RNA, 3225 nt
Organism: Sebastes umbrosus (honeycomb rockfish)
Lineage: Eukaryota; Metazoa; Chordata; Actinopteri; Perciformes; Sebastidae
Gene: smg8
Product: SMG8 nonsense mediated mRNA decay factor
Exons: 5
Coding region: 57-2831 (924 amino acids)
Biological process (GO): nuclear-transcribed mRNA catabolic process, nonsense-mediated decay
Source: RefSeq, a predicted model, not a curated record